CGGCCAUUUUUUUAUUUAACUCAUUCAUGAAAAGUUAUGCAAACAUAACAAAGAUAUUAAAGGCGACCAUGAUGGCAUGUUUUAGUGAAGUAUCUUAAUGAACAGGCUGAUCGGGGGCUGUUGGAACAGGUGCCGGAGCAGCAGGAGGGUACAGGACUGAGCCGGGAGGGAGCUGCACUGGGAAUACUGGAAUACUGCCAUCAGACUCCGGCUAAAUAAUCAGGAAAACAUGAGGAAAAAACAGAACGUGAAAAACAGGAAGGCAGAAGAGACGGCGGUUGUUCAAGAGUUUGCGGUGGAAAAAAUCAUCCGCAGAAGAGUCAACGAUGGAAAAGUGGAGUACUAUCUGAAGUGGAAAGGGUUUACAGAUGCUGAAAACACCUGGGAGCCGGAGGAUAACCUGGACUGCCCAGAGCUGAUAGAAGAAUUCCUCAGGAACGUGGGCGCCGUAGGUGAGGCUGAGAUGGACGGCGGCUUUCCUUCGGUCCCUGUUAUCCAGCCGAAAGAGGAACAGACUGAGCUAGAGGCUUAUGCUUUUCAGAGAGAGGAAACAGAGACGGGAGAAUCCGGUGACCACAACAUGACCGACAGUGAUCGAGUGUUUUUUCCAGAACCAGAGCGCAUCGUUGGCUCGACUGACCGACACGGAGAGCUCAUGUUCCUCAUUAAAUGGAAGAACACCGACGACGCAGCGCUGCUUUCAGCCCGGGAGGCCAGCGUGAGGUGGCCCAAGAUGGUCAUCUCGUUCUACGAGGACAAGCUGAGCUGGCGUGGUGAAGAGGAACCGUAACUACAGAGCAGAUGAAACGUCCAGGCAGCUUUAAUCGUGUAGAAUGUGUUUUCCACUGUGCGAGUCCACGACACUGUGAAACGUUUUAGCACACUGAACCCGCUGUGACAUCGAACGUACUGUAGACGUGAACUGUAGCUCGUCUUUAUUAUUAUUAUUAUUAUUUUUUGUAUUGUAUUGUACACAUCAGUGUUUCUCAACUGGUGGGUCUGGACCUAGAAGACGUUAUGGGAGGAUUGUUAUGGUUAGAUUGUGGGAAUGUAAAGAAAAUAUAGCAAGAAUUUUUGGCCUCAGCCUGUGUAUCGUCCGUCCGUGUGAACCCGUGUUAGCGUUUCCUGUACUGUGAUGAAGACCAGUGAUCUGUGAUCUCAGAGCUGUAGUUUUUUUGCACAAAGAUAAAAAAAACCUAGUAGCACUUAAAGCUUUUAAAGUUGACUUUAAAAUACAAAUAAAAGUUUGUUGUGUUCCAGCUCA
This is a messenger RNA of Trichomycterus rosablanca, 1264 nucleotides long. It is a transcript of the gene cbx3b, whose product is annotated as chromobox homolog 3b. The record is from RefSeq and is a predicted model, not a curated record. Bases 230 to 790 code for a protein of 186 amino acids. Gene Ontology annotation, biological process: chromatin organization; negative regulation of transcription by RNA polymerase II. Lineage: Eukaryota; Metazoa; Chordata; Actinopteri; Siluriformes; Trichomycteridae. The transcript has 5 exons. Gene Ontology annotation, cellular component: pericentric heterochromatin; nucleus. Gene Ontology annotation, molecular function: chromatin binding.